Molecule: messenger RNA, 1445 nt
Organism: Esox lucius (northern pike)
Lineage: Eukaryota; Metazoa; Chordata; Actinopteri; Esociformes; Esocidae
Product: Ig heavy chain Mem5-like
Exons: 10
Coding region: 51-1259 (402 amino acids)
Biological process (GO): positive regulation of B cell activation; B cell receptor signaling pathway; complement activation, classical pathway
Cellular component (GO): external side of plasma membrane; immunoglobulin complex, circulating; blood microparticle
Molecular function (GO): antigen binding; immunoglobulin receptor binding
Source: RefSeq, a predicted model, not a curated record
CUGGAGAGUAGAGAAGAACAGCUCCCACCAGAUCAGAUUCAACAUAAACCAUGUUCUCUGGAUGUCUGGUGCUGCUGCUGGCAGCUACUACCUGUGUUCACUGUGAAGAACUCACUCAGCCACCCUCUAUGACUGUCCAGCCAGGUCAACCACUGACCAUUUCCUGUAAGGUCUCAUACUCUGUAUCUAGCUAUUACACAGCUUGGAUUCGACAACCUGCAGGGAAAGCGCUGGAGUGGAUUGGAGAAAUCUACACUCGUGGAAGCACAGGUUAUAAAGAUUCACUGAAAAACAAGUUCAGCAUCACAAGAGACACAUCAAGCAACACAUUGUUUUUAAAAGGACAGAGUCUGCAGACUGAAGACACAGCUGUGUAUUAUUGUGCUCGUAUGGGUGGGGGUGGGGCUUUUGACUACUGGGGAAAAGGCACAUUGGUUACCGUUUCAUCAGCCACAGCAACUGCCCCGACUUUGUUCCCUUUGGCACAAUGUGGUUCCGGGACCAAAGAUAUUCUGACUCUGGGUUGCAUGGCCACUGGCUUCACGCCGCCUUCCAUCACCUUUAAAUGGAAUGACUCCACCAAGACUGCCCUGACUGAUUACAUCCAAUACCCCUCAGUCCUGAGCAAUGGAAAAUACAUGGGAGUUAGUCAGCUUAGCGUGAAGAAAGCGGACUGGGAUACGAAGGAUUUCGUAUGUGCUGUGGAACAUUCAGCUGGUAACAAGGAAGUGACAAUUCGGAAACCAGGUCCUGAUGCUGAUAACUGCAAAGACUUUUCAGUGUCUGUCUACAUUCCCACACAGGAGGACAUCAAUGAAAAAGGGGUUGUGCCACUAGUCUGCCUGGUGGACAGUCCAUCUUCUUGUAAAUUCAGUAUCUUGUGGAAAGAGGGUCAACCCCCCAAUAAUAAUCAGCAGGAGAAUGACAUCGAUACUAGGGACCCUCAGAAAACCAGCACUGGCAGAUAUUCCAUCACCAGUGUCUUCAACAGCAGCAAAGAGAAAUGGGAAAACAAUGUCCAUUUCUCCUGCUGCGUCAGACACCUUGGGUGGGAUGCUGGCACUGCGGCUAGAGAGAUAAGUGUGUCGAAGGCCUCGGAGAAGAACCAGGACAGUUUCCCAGUUACAGACUGCUCCAAGAAGGACGAUGAAGAGGAUGAGUUCAGAAGCCUGUGGUCCACCUCCGCCACUUUCAUUAUCCUCUUCUUCCUUUCUAUAACCUACAGUGCAGUGAUCAGCCUGGUUAAGAUGGAGCAAUGAGUCAGACAAGAUGAUGACUGAGAUCAUAUCUUGAUCAGAAAUGUAAUGGACUGGGAUAGUUAUGACAUGGUGUUGUCGGUAGAAAUGUUUAGAAAACUGGUUCUUCUGAUCCUGGAUAAGGUUUUUAUUUUCCAUUUUUCCCCCUUGAGGAUUUCAGUUUGUUUUUCAAAUGAAUUGUUCACAUUA